AUAGGUGAACCCCUGAGGAUUGUGCUGAUUGGAAAGACUGGAGUGGGGAAGAGUGCUGUGGGGAACACCAUUCUGGGGAGACAAGAGUUUCUCUCACAGCCUUCUGCUUAUUCUGUCACAAAAUCUUGUACCAGAAAGAGUAUAGUUAGUCCCAGACAGAUUGAGGUGAUUGAUACACCUGGUUUUAUAGACACUGAAAGAGAUCCAGAUGAUGAUAAAGAUGAGAUAGUGAAGUGCAUUAAAUACUCAUGUCCAGGGCCCCACGUAUUCCUGCUGGUGAUUCAGGUGGGCCGCUUCACUACGGAGGAGCAGAAUGCAGUCAGGGCCUUACAGGAGCUCUUUGGGGAAAAGGCUGCAGACUACAUGAUGGUGCUGUUCACUCGUGGUGAUGAACUUGGGGGUAAGACUAUCGGUGACUAUGUGCGCAAUGGUCACCCCAAACUGAGGGAAGUGAUACAGAGCUGUGGUGGACGAUAUCAUGCAUUUAACAACCACAGCAGUAACCGCACUCAGGUUGUUUGUUUGGUGAAGAAAAUAGAUGAGAUGGUGAAAGCAAAUGGGGGAGGUCACUUCACUGAGGAGAUGUAUGAAGAGACACAGAGGGUCAUGACAGAAAGAAACCUCUCCUGGAACUCACCUGAGAUAGACAGGUAUCUUACUUUCUCAUCUCUUCUGUUGACGAGGGUGGAAGUCUUUCAAAAGAUUCUUUAUGAGCCACAGAGGGACAUGAGACAAAGAAAGGAAUCCAGGAGAUCACUUGAGGCAGGCAGACCUCGGUUCAAAUAA
Molecule: messenger RNA, 786 nt
Organism: Clupea harengus (Atlantic herring)
Lineage: Eukaryota; Metazoa; Chordata; Actinopteri; Clupeiformes; Clupeidae
Product: GTPase IMAP family member 7-like
Exons: 1
Source: RefSeq, a predicted model, not a curated record